Messenger RNA from Anoplopoma fimbria (sablefish), 847 nucleotides. Its product is annotated as complement C3-like. Gene Ontology annotation, molecular function: endopeptidase inhibitor activity. The transcript has 6 exons. The record is from RefSeq and is a predicted model, not a curated record. NCBI's taxonomy places the organism in Eukaryota, Metazoa, Chordata, Actinopteri, Perciformes, Anoplopomatidae. The annotation marks the transcript as partial.
UAUAAUCGAUAUCUUCCCCUCUCUCCGCUGCUCUGCAGGAAGGUGUUGUCUGCCCCCAACUUGCUGCGUGUAGGAACAGCAGAAAAUAUCUUUGUUGAGUGUCAAGACUGCUCUGGAGCAGACAUCAAUGUGAACAUCAACGUGAUGAACCAUCCAACCAAAACCAAAAAGCUGGCAACCAUAUCUGUGACACUUAACAAUGAAAAUCAAUUUCAGCAGCUUGGGAAAAUAACGAUCCCUGCUGGAGACUUCAGUAAGGAUGCCAGCAUGAAGCAGUAUGUGUACCUGCAAGCUGAGUUUCCUGACCGACUGCUGGAGAAAGUGGUCUUAGUGUCCUUUCAGUCCGGGUACAUCUUCAUACAGACUGAUAAGACCCUCUACACCCCCAACAGCAAAGUUCAUUACAGGAUGUUUGCAGUGACGCCUCGUAUGGAGCCAGUAGAGAGGAAUGCUGACAUCCAAACUGAUGCUUCUAUUUCCAUCGAGAUUGUGACCCCUGAAAACAUCAUUUUACCACUUGAUCCAGUAUCUUUGGAAGCAGGGAUGCACUCUGGAGAUUUCCAACUUGCUGAAAUUGUCAGUCCUGGACUGUGGAAGGUGGUGACAAAGUUCCAAAGCAACCCACAGCAGAGCUAUUCUGCAGAGUUCGAGGUCAAAGAAUACGUGCUGCCCAGUUUUGAGGUCAAACUGACACCUAGGAGUUCCUUCUUCUACGUGGACAGUGAAGAGCUCACCGUCAACAUCAGAGCUGUGUAUGUGAAGGUUUUUGUUUUGUGGCUUGAGAGACCAGGUUUGACUGGUAGAUUGAUACAGGAGGACAAAUAAAGGGAGUUAUUAAGAGGUUGUG